CAUCAGCAUCAGCAUCAUAUUCUUCUGCUUCAGCUUGGCUUUGAGCUAUCAUUCAAGGAAAACUCUGCCAACCUCAGGCUAUCCGACAUCAUCGACGCAUACUGGAUCUAUCUGCAACCCAUCCUACCGAUCGCUUCCCAAGAUAUCAUCCAAAUAUACUUGAUCUAUCUACCGCGACUGCCAUGUCUCAAUCCACACCCCAUCCCCCCGAGGACCCCCAUCCGGGCAUCCUGCGGACCGAAACCCGCGCGAGCCUGCAAAACCAGGGCAUCACGCAGACCCCCCCCCCUCUGGACUACAACUAUCCCGACGUGGGCCGUCAAGACAACCCCAUCUUCCCCGAAGAGUACACCGUCGAGACCAGCACGGGUCUCGUCCCCGAGCAAACCCUCGAACGGAUCCGCACCCGCCAGUCCCACCCCGACAACUCCUCCUCGGAAGAAGAAGAAGACCGCGAGAAAUCCCGCGACACGGUCGAGUUCGUGACCUUCACCCUCCACGACCCCGAGAACCCCUUCAACUGGUCGCGCACCUACCGGUGGUACGUGACGAUGAUUGCCUCGCUCCUGGUGGUGUGCAUCGCGUACGGCUCGUCCAUCGUCACCGGCGGCCUGGGGCUGAUCGAGGACAAAUACCACGUCUCGCUGGAGGUGGCCAUCCUGACCUGCUCCAUCAUGGUAUGCGGCUUCGCCGUGGGCCCGCUGCUGUGGUCGCCUCUCUCCGAGAUCAUCGGCCGGCGGCCCGUCUACAUCAUCUCGCUGACGCUCUACCUCCUGUUCAACAUCCCGUGCGCGCUCGCCCCCAACAUCGGCGGCCUGCUGGUCUCGCGCUUCCUGUGCGGCGUGUUCUCCAGCUCGGGCCUCUCGCUGGCAGGCGGCACCAUCGCCGACAUCUGGCCGCUGGAAGACCGUGGCAUGGCCAUCGCCUUCUUCGCGGCGGCGCCCUACUGCGGGCCCGUCAUCGGGCCCAUCGUGUGCGGCUGGAUCAGCGUCGGCACGCACCGUCUGGACCUGUUCUUCUGGACCAACCUGGCCUUCGUCGGCGCCGUCCUCCUGCUGGUCGGCUCCAUCCCCGAGACCUACGCGCCCGUGAUCCUCAAACGCCGCGCCGCCUCGCUCCGCAAGUCCACCAACAACCCGCUCAUCAUCACCGAGCAGGAGAAAACCAAGCCCUCGUUCCGCGACAUCCUCCGCACCAGCCUGAUCCGCCCCAUCACCAUGAUCCUCACCGAGCCCGUCCUCGACCUGAUGUGCAUGUACAUCGUGCUGAUCUACGCCAUGCUCUACGCCUUCUUCUUCGCCUACCCCGUCAUCUUCGGCCAGCUGUACGGCUACAACGACGGCCAGAUCGGCCUGAUGUUCAUCCCCAUCCUCAUCGGCGCCGCCUUCUCCCUCAUCGCCACCCCCUACAUCGAGAAACACUUCCGCCGCAUCUGUCUCUCCCGUGCCCCCACCCCCGAAGACCGUCUCAUCGGCGCCUUGAUCGGUGCCCCCUUCGUCCCCAUCUCGCUCUUCAUCCUCGGCGCCACCUCCUACAAGCAUAUCAUCUGGGUCGGCCCCGCCUCGUCCGGCAUCGCCUUCGGCUUCGGCAUGGUCCUGUGCUACUACGCCGUCAAUAACUAUAUCAUCGAUAGUUAUCAGAAGUAUGCGGCGUCCGCGCUGGCCGCCAAGGUUUUCUUGAGAUCGGGCGGUGGUGCGGCCUUUCCGCUGUUUAUUACCCAGAUGUAUGAUCGCCUGGGGCUCCAGUGGGCGUCUUGGUUGUUGGCUUUCUUGGGCGUCGGGAUGGUGUUUAUCCCGUAUGGGUUUUAUGUGUUUGGGGGGAGGGUGAGGGAGAGGUUUAACGGGGGAAAAUAGAGAAUGGGGGGAUGUGAGGAAAGGAGAAGGGCGAAGGGAGAUGAUGGAUGAUCUAAAAGAGGAAAUGAAAUUACGGACGAUGGAUAGAAGAAGAGAGGGUAAUGGUUUACGUCCAGAUUGAUUAAUAGUAGUGAUAGACUCCUACCUUAGUACAUAGAUAUUUAAUUAGAUUUCGAUAUUUUAACACGC
Molecule: messenger RNA, 2042 nt
Organism: Aspergillus heteromorphus CBS 117.55
Lineage: Eukaryota; Fungi; Ascomycota; Eurotiomycetes; Eurotiales; Aspergillaceae
Product: MFS transporter
Exons: 1
Coding region: 183-1853 (556 amino acids)
Biological process (GO): transmembrane transport; spermine transport
Cellular component (GO): fungal-type vacuole membrane
Molecular function (GO): spermine transmembrane transporter activity
Source: RefSeq, a predicted model, not a curated record